Carcharodon carcharias (great white shark) is the source of this 3442-nucleotide messenger RNA. RefSeq names its product tripartite motif containing 23 (gene trim23). Gene Ontology annotation, biological process: vesicle-mediated transport; intracellular protein transport. The transcript has 11 exons. Gene Ontology annotation, cellular component: cytoplasm; lysosomal membrane; plasma membrane. The coding region runs from base 254 to 1978 and encodes 574 amino acids. The record is from RefSeq and is a predicted model, not a curated record. Gene Ontology annotation, molecular function: zinc ion binding; GTP binding; GTPase activity. Lineage: Eukaryota; Metazoa; Chordata; Chondrichthyes; Lamniformes; Lamnidae.
AGUUUGCCACCAGAUUGUGACGCGGAGCAAUAUUCAGACAGUACCAUUAUGAAUACGAGUGGGAAUUUGAUUUUUUAAAAAGGUGCCAAUCCAUAAGCUUUAGAAGAAUCAAUGACGGUAUUUGUAACAACGCAUCCUUUAAAAAAUUAUAGUGUGAAGCUACUUUGUGAUUUCUAAUGGAAUGAUGCUGAGUUGAGAUGUUGGAUGGACUCCCUUUCCCCUUCUCUCUGUAUAGACUUUAGUAUAUUCCGGAAUGGCGGCUGCUUCCCUGAAGCUGUUGCCGGUGGAAAGCGGCUCCCGGAGCCUCCGCGGGGCCAGUGGCUGCUCCGUCAAGGUUCUAGAAUGUGGAGUUUGUGAAGACGUAUUCUCUCUGCAGGGAGACAAAGUACCUCGCUUGCUCCUUUGUGGUCACACUGUCUGCCAUGAUUGUCUCACCCGCCUUCCACUACAGGGGAGAGCCAUACGUUGUCCAUUUGACCGACAGGUGACUGAAUUAGGUGAUUCGGGUGUCUGGGGCUUAAAGAAAAAUUUCGCUUUACUGGAGCUCCUAGAACGUUUGCAGAAUGGCACUGCCAAUCACCAUGGAGCAUCUGAAGAGGUUCUGGGAAUAUCAGGAGAGCGUAUUAUCCGCUGUGAUGAAGACGAAAACCACGUUGCAUCCAUGUAUUGUACCGUGUGCGCAACCCACCUUUGUGCAGACUGCUCCCAGCAAACACACUCUACACGGACUUUGGCCAAACAUCGACGAGUACCUCUGGCUGACAAACCACAUGAGAAGACUAUGUGCUCUCAACACCAGGUGCAUGUGCUUGAGUUUGUUUGUUUAGAGGAAGGAUGUCAAUCAAGUCCCCUCAUGUGUUGUGUAUGCAAGGAAUAUGCAAAGCAUCAAGGACACAAGAAUAUACUCUUAGAAACUGAAGCAAAUCAAAUCCGUGCAUCUAUUUUAGAUAUGGCGCACUGUAUCCGUACUUUUACAGAGGAAAUCUCGGACUAUUCUAGAAAACUAGGUGGGAUUAUUCAGAAGAUUGAAGGAGGAGAACAAAUAAUUGAAAGCAGAAUUGGAAUGGCUCACACAGAUCAUGUUCCGGGCAGUGCUGAAAAUGCACGUUCCUGUGUUCGUGCCUAUUUCGCAGAAUUGCAUGAAACUCUCUUUCGGCAGGAGGAAAUGGCAUUAAGCGUAGUUGAUGCUCAUGUGCGGGAGAAAUUGAUAUGGCUGAGGCAACAACAAGAAGACAUGACAAUUCUGCUGUCUCAGGUUUCAACAGCUUGUCUCCACUGUGAAAAAACAUUACAACAGGAUGACUGUCGUGUGGUGAUGGCAAAACAGGAGAUAACUCGUUUGCUGGAAACGUUACAGAAGCAACAACAACAAUUCACAGAACUCUCUGAUCACAUUCAGUUGGAUGCUAGUAUCCCUGUUACCUUCACAAAGGAUAACCGUGUUCAUAUUGGGCCCAAGAUGGAGAUACGUGUAGUCACUAUAGGGCUGGAUGGAGCAGGCAAAACAACCAUUCUUUUCAAACUGAAGCAGGAUGAGUUUAUGCAACCUAUUCCUACUAUAGGUUUUAAUGUAGAAACUGUAGAAUACAAAAAUUUAAAAUUUACUAUUUGGGAUGUAGGAGGCAAGCAUAAACUGAGGCCACUUUGGAAACAUUAUUACCUUAACACACAAGCAGUUGUAUUCGUAAUUGAUAGCAGCAACCGGGACAGAUUGAUGGAAGCACACAGUGAAUUGGCCAAGUUGUUGGCUGAAAAAGAGUUAAGAGAUGCUUUACUCCUCAUCUUUGCCAAUAAACAGGAUGUGACUGGAGCACUUGCUGUAGAAGAAAUAACGGAAUUACUCAGUCUGCACAAGUUGUGCUGUGGUCGCAGCUGGCACAUUCAAGGCUGUGAUGCCCAGAGUGGAUUAGGAUUACAUGAAGGGUUGGACUGGCUCUCAAGACAGUUGGUGGCAGCGGGUGUGUUGGAUGUAGCCUAAUACUACUGCAACCAGAAGCUUUAUCAUUAGUUUUGCCUGUAAAUAACUGCUUUGCACGUCUCCCUAUGACAUCUUUGCCUUGUGUCGUAUUUGAAGACUAGUAGCUGAAUUUGGUUUAAGUGAGCAAGGACAUACAGUAAGUUUGUAAAACAGAUUUGAAAUGUAUUAAUGUAAUUGUGUUUCAUUUUGAGAAAAUAAGUUCAAUUAAAUUGUCUAUUUGUUGCAUUAGUUUGUUAUUGUGAAUAGUGUAGGUAAUCAUCUUGUUGUAGCUCUAAAUUAGUUCAAUGUGUUGCUACUUAAUACUUUUUCCUUAAUUUAGUUUUUUUACAGUGAUGCUGUUAAAGUUUUGAACUUAAACCAGGAUAUUAAUUUAACGCUAAACAAGUAAUCUCUUAUGGAGCAAAAUGUAUUCAUUUAACUAUGCACUAAACUAUGUCCAUUGAAGAUGGGUGUGUAUUGUGCUUUAACCGCACAUUCCUGAAAUCCUGAACUGUAAGACAGCUUUAUGGCUGUUGAAUGUCUGCUAAUUAUUGUUGAGUACUUCCAUGUGCCUCACUCUUAGCAGCCCAAAUGCUUGUUAGCUCAGUAAUAAGCUUACCUUAAUAUUACAGAAAUUCAUUGUUCGAAAGCAAAUGGGUAAGCACUACUUAUUCAAAGUACUCUUCAGUUUAUAUACUCCAAAUAUCAGUCCGUUUAUAUUGUGUUGUGAUUCACAAAGUCAGACCUCUCCUUGCCCAACUCAGUCUCAUGGCAGCUCCAUAGAAAAUAAGACCAUGUCUUUAAAUCUUUGGGAGCCAGAGCAAAGUACUCAGCAGUAUCAAGUGGAGUAUUUUUGAAUAAAUAGCACUUCCAAGCAUUUCUUUAAAUAUACAUCCCAUUAACAUGCACAAUGUUACAUUUUACUAUUUAAACACAUUUUUGUCUAAGCUGAAUUAAAGAAUAUACUAAAUUCUUAGAGUACAGCAUUGUUCCUGACUUGUGUUUUACCUAUCUGGUAGAGUUGCAGACAAGUCAUUUUCCUUUCAUCCUUCUCAAUAGAAGGUAAUCAAAAACAGUUGUGCAACUAGGAAUUGACAGCAUCCGCAGUGGAUAGCACUGUCAUCUCUGAGCCAGAAUGUUGUGGGUUCAAGCACGACUCCAGAGACAAGCACAUAAACUACUAAAAUUUGACAGCUGGAGGUGCCAAUCUAUGAAGAUGAUAUCUCAAGUUAGGUAGUUUAUGGGUUCUAGUCUGCAUUGCCUUAAACUCAUAGCUGGAUACGUAGGACUGACAGACAAAUUGAGUUUUUAUGCAGUUUAGGAGUGAGAACAAUAGUGACUUCAGACUAAUCUUUGUCAUCCCUGAAAAAUGGGCUUGCUUACACAAUAGUAGGUAUGUAACCCUUAGCCUGUGCCAAGAAAUGAAUAUACAUUGAAUAAAAGUACUUUCAAGGUCAAUAAAAUAUUCAGUUGUUCAAAGCAAAA